Mycena citricolor is the source of this 1875-nucleotide messenger RNA. Lineage: Eukaryota; Fungi; Basidiomycota; Agaricomycetes; Agaricales; Mycenaceae. The record is from the annotation of a GenBank genome assembly.
GCCUGAUUUUUUCCUGCAUCGGCUCCGUGCUGAGCAUUCCUCGGUGACUGCGCCGACGAUCUUAAUCGAUAUAUAAGCUCCGCCUUCACCUCUAAGCAUCCCUCCCUCCUACCUAAUACUCUCCCGGACCUUUGGAUCGAUAUGGAAUUCGUCCCUGGACCCGCCGUCCACCAAAUCCUCUGCGCCGAUUGCGGAACACCCAUCACCCCGAACUCUGCCAAUCUGUGUGUCGCAUGCUUGCGAAAUACUGUGGAUAUCACGGAGGGCAUUCCCAAGCAAGCGUCCGUGUCAUUCUGCCGCAACUGUGAACGAUUCCUGUCCCCGCCGCAAACUUGGACGCCCGCACGACCGGAAUCCUCGGAACUGCUCUCGAUAUGCCUAAGGAAACUUAAAGGUCUGAACAAGGUCCGACUGACAGAGGCCCAUUUUAUUUGGACGGAGCCCCACUCGAAACGUUUGCGGGUGUCGAUGACAAUCCAGAAGGAGGUGCUCACAAACACCAUUCUCGAGCAGACAUUCGAACUCGAAUAUCUUGUUCAGCACGGACAGUGCCCGGAUUGUGCCAAGCUGGCUGCCAAGAACACAUGGAAAGCGCUCGUCCAAGUACGACAAAAAGUCCCACACAAACGGACGUUCUUGUUCCUGGAGCAACUCAUCCUGAAGCACGGCGCUCAAAAAGACACAAUCUCAGUCAAGGAGAUGAAGGACGGGCUGGACUUCUUCUACAGCCAGCGCAGUCACGCAAUCAAAAUGGUCGAAUUUCUGAACGGAGUAGUGCCUGUCCGCUCUAAAUCUUCCGAACAACUGCUGUCUUCUGACACACAUACCAACACUGCCAAUUACAAAUUCACGUAUUCGGUCGAAAUCGCACCCGUAUGCAAAGACGACCUGAUCUGCAUCCCCCAAAAGCUCGCCCGCCAAAUGAGCAACAUCACGCAACUCGUUGUCUGCACACGAGUAGGGAAUUCCCUGCAGCUGAUGGAUCCUUCCACGCUGCAAACAGCGGAAGUGCCGACACACGUGUUCUGGCGCACGCCGUUCGACUCUCUCGCCACCGUCUCGGAUCUCGUGGAGUUCACGGUGCUGGAUAUUGAAGCGGAUGGACGGACGCGAGGGAAGUUUAUGCUUGCAGAUGCCCAGGUCGCUUUGGCCGGUGCGUUCAGAGCACAUAAAGGGGGAUUGGAAGACACCGAGAUGGAUUACGACGGAACGGGUGGCCGAGCGGAGCAAAUAUACCACACGCGAACUCACCUCGGAGGGAUUCUGCAGCCUGGGGACACUGUUCUCGGAUACCAUCUGACCAAUGCCAACUUCAAUUCGGAGGAUUACGCGAAUCUGCGAGCAGAGCAUUUGCCCGACGUCAUUCUCGUCAAGAAGACGUAUCCGAACAGGAGAAAGAAGAACAAGUCUCGUAACUGGCGCCUGAGGUCGAUUGGAAAGGAAGCUGGCGAGGAGGGAGAAACGGGCAGCGGACGAGGCAUCGUUGGUCGCAUGGGAGGACGAGAUCAAAAGAAGGUCAAUGAGGACUACGAGAUGUUCUUGCGGGAGUUGGAGGAGGAUCCAGAGAUGCGUUCUGCGGUCAAUCUGUACAGGGCUUCUAAUCCAGCCCCGAGCUCUGGAGAUGUUGCCAUGGAUGGGUCGAGUGGAAAUCGUGGAAAACGGAGAGGAAAGCAUGCACAAUUCGCCAUGGAUGUUGAUGCGAUUGAGGAGACAUCAGAGCGUGUCGCCGAUGUCGGGGAUGAAGAUGAGGAAGAAGAAGAGGCCGACUUCCCAGAUGUGCAAUUGGAUGAACUGCUCGAAGGCUUUGACGAGAUGACUCUGGGACCAGAGCCGAAGCCGAGGACGAAGUUUAAUACCAAUUUGUACAUGUCAUAG